Messenger RNA from Pelobates cultripes (western spadefoot toad), 7049 nucleotides. Lineage: Eukaryota; Metazoa; Chordata; Amphibia; Anura; Pelobatidae. The record is from the annotation of a GenBank genome assembly.
GGCAGGGAGAAGGCAACGAGGAUUAUUGUCAGGGCACAGACCCAGCCAGGGAGCUGUAAGUAAGCAGAGACACAUUUACUGCAUGUUUAAUACUGUAUAACAAUAUUGGCACCGACUAUAAUAUAAACUGUAAUAUAAACUAUGAAAUAAACUGUAACAUAAUAUAUAAACUGUAAUAUAAACUAUGAAAUAAACUGUACUAUAAUAUAAUAUAAACUAAUAUAAACUGUAAUAUAAAUAUAAACUAUGAAAUAAACUAAUAUAAAUAUAAACUGUGAUAUAAACUGUAAUAUAAUAUAAACUAAUAUAAACUGUAAUAUAAAUAUAAACUGAUAUAAACUGUAAUAUAAUAUAAUAUAAACUAAUAUAAACUAAUAUAAACUGUAAUAUAAAUAUAAACUAUGAAAUAAACUGUAAUAUAAAUAUAAACUGUGAUAUAAACUGUAAUAUAAUAUAAUAUAAACUAAUAUAAACUGUAAUAUAAACUAUAAUAUAAACUGUAAUAUAAACUUUUUGUGUAUUAGAGAAAGAGAGAGAUUGUGUGUAAGAGGAUGCAUAACAUCUGUGUAUAACGAAAAAUAAUAAACCCACUCAGGUGUUCUGGAGAACCAAACAUCAAGUGAUUUAUUAAUGUAGCCAGAAACCCAAGGUGGCGUUAUUUUCUGUAAUACACGCUUUACUACUGUGUAACUUUUUAUUACGUGAUAUUUUUAGGAUAGUGUUUAGUCUUGGAUUUAAUAUUUGGUGAUAUAUUAAGACAUAAUUUGGUGAGGGUUAAUGGGAGGACUUUACUGUCAGGAUAGAACAGGCAUACGUAUAUGUAUAUGUGCUGGCUGAGUUUAGUGGGAGUUACAAUCCUGGGAUACUUUAUCUGCCGUUAUUAAAAUGGCAACAGGUAAUGCUGGGGAAUGUAACCUGUUUAAAGUUCUCCCAAGAAAACAAACUCUGUAUGUAAGGAACAAAAACCUUUUCAAAAUUAAAAAAAUUCGGUACAUAAUGUUUACGAGACAGAGACUGUCUAAAGAGACAGAGAGGAAGACAGGAGUGAGAGACAGAGGAAAGGAUUACAUAGUUAAUGAUAAUAUAGAGAACUAGAAUAUAAAAUCUUUAGCUCUGUAUUCUUAAUUUUGUUCCUUAGAUCACAUUACAUUCAGCUCCGUCUCCGAAACCUCCUUCUCACCAUGAGAUCUUUGGCUUAUUAUGGGGUCAUCGUUCUUCUCCUGGUUACGGAAAGCCUAACUAAACCCACCUGCACCAAAGAGAAGAGCCUAAUCACCGACAAGAUGGAGACCGACUGCACUCACCUUGGUUUGACCGCAGUCCCCAUGACCAAUAUUGAUGACGACACAGAAGUUCUCAUCUUAAGUUACAACUCGAUCAAGUCCCUUUCCACCUCAGUCUUUAAAAAACUUCCGCAACUGGUAGCCCUGGAUGUAUCCAACAAUGGCAUGUCGACCAUUCAGAUUGACUACCCCAUGAGUUUGAAGGAUCUAAAUCUGGCCAACAAUUCAUUUGACCAACUACCAAAACUCUCACAGCUGAAAAACUUAAUCAAGCUUGAUCUGUCCAACAACCAUAUUGCGGCUAUCCCAGACACGGCUUUCCAUGGUCUGCAUGGACUGAAAGAGCUGCACCUUUCGGGGAAUGGGAUCAAGCAACUCUCUGAGAAGGUAUCAAUAUUGGAAAUAUGUAAUUAUUAUGAAAAUAUUCUGAAAAGGAAGGGUUAAGUUAUGUUGUUAUGAUUGUAUUUUAUUAAAUGAUUCUAAAAAGAGACAGUUUUCUUCAUAACAUUCUGCCAGUUUUCUAACAUUCUAUCCAUUUCUUAAGAUCACUACAUUUAGAAGGUGUAGAGAAAAGAACACUUUUUCUUUUUUUUAAAAGUGGUGGAAAUUUUUUUUUUAUAAUUCUCUGAUCGUUGGAAAAAAAAGGUGUGUGGUUGUAAAGCCACGAGUAGCUGGGUUGUCACCUCUGAGUCCCCUUUCCUUUGUGAAUUUAGCCCAGAGUGAUUAAAGCUCCUUAUCGCUGUCUGGCUCACCCAAACACUAGCAAAGACUUAGCGAAGGUUAAAGAAGAACUGAUUUAUUGUUACACAGGUCACACUUUCAUAUCUGGGGCCUUAACAGGAUGUCCCCAGGGAGCACAAUAGAAUUGCGACAUACCCAGCAACUUGGUGUCUGUUCCUGAGCAGAUAAUUUAAUUAGAGGCCAGGCAUCUUGGCGCCAGGUUAACAAAAAUACAAAAAACAUGGAGUUCCUGUGACCACAUCCCAACAAUAGUGCCAUCCUCAAGAAGCGUUCUUCUGAGCGCCCAAUGUGCCCAAAAAGCACUUGGAUCAGAGGUGACUAGCCAGAGUUAGUGGGAAGACCACAGCCAUCCUCUAAUCCAGCUCAGAGUUCCACAGCUCUGGGUAGAAAUCCCGGUCACCUAAAAUGAUGGUACUUUCAUUUGAUACAUGGAGCUCCCUCAAGUUCUUGGUGUCAUUCAAUGCUUUCCACCUCCUCUGUCAUGGUUCCAGAAAGCACCCUACUAGGUGGUUCUGGGACCAAGAACGCCUUUGUCAAAGUUUUACCUUAGCCCAGCAACUUUACAAUCCGGUCAGGAGUUCCAUAGAAAUUACAGGGUGCUCCUGGUCAGGUGCACCAUGCCUCAGCGGGUUUCUGGCUGAUCUGCGAGUGUUCGUGGGCCAUGGGGAAGGAGCGCUUGACUGGGUGGCACAGCCUGGAGAGGCAAAUAGCAAUGAUAUAGCUCUGUUUUGUGGAAGGUGGCAGUUGGGAGACCUGUACCAGUCCUGUCACAAGGUGUAUAUUUAAAAAUGAUGUUUAGGGUGCAAAAGAAGCAACGGAUUUAAAAAGCUUGUGAUCGUUAAUAAAUUGUGCCAAAUAUUUGUUAGAAAUUAGACAUAGAAAGUGUAGAUGAUACUUUGAGGAGUCUCCUCCAAUCUUUUUCCAACAGAAACUGACUUGUUUCAGUCCUUUUAUGCACCAGUCUCAAACUGGCGGUCUUCUGAAAUGUCUAUUACAAAAGCUGGUGAGAUUUACCAUAAAAGAAAAUCAUUCCUUUUUAGAUCACUAUUUAGAUUAGGGGUCUUUAACAUUUUAAUAACCUACCGCCCAUUCAUAUAUGUUUGUUGAUGGUAAAAUUCCUUAUCGCCCACCGGUGCCGCAAAUUAUUUUGCAUAAGUGGGAAACGUUUUUAGAAAGGAAGGGUAUUUAAAAAGUAAAAUAAAUAAAGUACUUAAAGUUAUCUUUUUUUUUAUUUCUGCUUUAUGCAUGUUUAUACCUAUAUAAUUUAAAUUUAAUAAAUUUCUGCAUCUCCAUCGAUGCGGCCCCCACAAGCGCUGGUGCUAUUAAAUUAAAGAAAAAGAAAGUUCAAUGUGAAAACAAUAAAGUUUAACGCAAUUACAUUUAACCGAUGAUUAAUGAGAUCCAUGAGGCUGAUGCUGCGAGAAUAAAUAUUUGACAUCUGGCUCGAUUUUCAUAAAGAAUAAAUAAAGGUCUCCUCUUUAACCCCUUAAGGACACAUGACGGAAAUAUUCCGUCACAAUUCCCUUUUAUUCCAGAAGUUGUGUCCUUAGGGGUUAAGUGAUAUUCAGACGGUUUCUCUGUUUGUUGAAAAGAUAUGUGGUAAGGAAAGAUAUCAAUAAAUGGAAUAUAAUUUUCCACAUAUUUGGAUAUAACGCUGAAGUUUUUUCUAUCUUGCCAGAGUUUUAGGUACCCACCACUGUUAAAAUUACAUUUCCAGGUGGUCCUCACUUUACGACCUACCUGUUUUACGAAGGCUCGCACUUGCGAUCAGCUCUCUAGUGUGAGGAUUCAAGGGAGUCCCCACGUUAGAGAGCUGGUCUAUGUUCUGGGAUUUUUUUCCGAACAUAGAUUAGACGGAUUCCCUGCUCUGGUGCGUACGUUUACAUUUGGGUAAAUUUCCCCCGAACAUAGACAAGCGCACCAGAGCAGGGAAUCCCUCUAAUCUAUGUUCAGGGAACAUUCCCCAAACAUAGAUUUGAGGGAUUCCCUGCUCUGCUGCGCUUGUCUAUGUUUGGGAAAAUUUCCCCGAACAUAGACCUGCACUGGUGUGCAUGCUCUGUAGCGCAUCCUCACUUACUGACCAAUUAGUUUUACGACCGGGUCAUAAGAAUGGCACCUGGUUGGUAGGUGAGGAGUAUCUGUACGAUCUCCAUUAUAUUUCAGUUCUAAUAGUUAUUUUUGGCAACUUAUAUUAACAUCAGCAACCUCAGUUAGUGGUGUAUUUGUGUGGGGUAUCAGUGUUUGUGGGAAUGUAGUGGUGUAUUUGUGUGGGGUGUUACUGUGUGUGGAACUGUAGCUGGUGUAUGUAGUGGAGUGUUGAUGUGUGGGGUCUUACUGUGUGUGGAAAUGUAGUGGUGUAUUUGAGUGGGGAGUUACUGUGUGUGGGAAUGUAUUGGGUGUAUUUGUGUGGGGUAUUACUGUGUGUGGAAGUGUAGUGGGUGUAUUUGUGUGGGGUGUAACUGUGUGUGGGAAUGUAGUGGGUGUAUUUGUGUGGGGUGUAACUGUGUGUGGGAAUGUAGUGGGUGUAUUUGUGUGGGAAUGUAGUGGGUGUAUUUGUGUGGGGUCUUACUGUGUGUGGGAAUGUAGUGGGUGUAUUUGUGUGGGGUCUUACUGUGUGUGGGAAUGUAGUGGGUGUAUUUGUGUGGGGUCUUACUGUGUGUGUGGGAAUGUAGUGGGUGUAUUUGUGUGGGGUGUAACUGUGUGUGGGAAUGUAGUGGGUGUAUUUGUGUGGGAAUGUAGUGGGUGUAUUUGUGUGGGGUCUUACUGUGUGUGGGAAUGUAGUGGUGUAUUUGUGUGGGGUGUUGCGUAUGGAGUUACAUUUCCAAUCACAAUUACACUCCACACAAAUACACCACUACAUUCCCACACACAGUAACACCCCACACAAUUAAUGUUGGACCGUCAGCUGUUGCUAAACUGCAAAUCUAAUUUUAAUUUAAGAGAAUUAAGGAAUUUUAGUUCUGCAACAGCUGUGUAUCUCAUCCUUGGCCAUCCCUGUACAUUUACCAACUCGCUUAGUCAUCCUCCCAUAGAGUAUUCUGCAGCCUUCACUGAAAACAUCCCAUAUAGGCAUAGGCCUCCUAUUGCCUUUAAGAGAACAUCCUUGUGUUAAUUUGUAAUAAGUUAUAAUUUUCAUGUUAUGAUCAUUAAGUAAUAUUUGUUGUAGCUAAAUACCAGAUCCCUUUUUUUUCCUGGACAAAUAUUAAGUUUGUAAACAAAUGAGUUCUGCUUUUCGUCCACUAGAUGUCCGUAUAUCACUGUAAACAGUAUUUCACUGAUUCUCCUUACAGUGGGGGUCUCAAGCUCAAUUUAUUCACAAGGGCCACUGGCUUAGUGGUCGUCUCUCAUGGGGCAACAGAUCCAUACUAUAUUACUCAGAGGUCUAGCAUUGCAAUUAUGUGCUAAAGGAAGAUAGGCUGUAUGGUAUUUAUUUAAUGAGACAUUCCUAAUGUUGGUUGUGAAGAGCAACUUAAUUAUGCAGCUCACUUGAAUGUUUUCAGACAUUUAUCAUCUGAAAUAGCUCUGGGUAACAUUUUUACACAUAUUUUCCAUGGCAUCCAUUAUAAUCUGAUGUUCUUGUGUUUCUUCCUGAUAGGUUUUCAAAGGGUUAGAUCAACUCGAUACGUUGGAUCUAUCGUUCAAUCAGCUGACGAGUGUUCCACCUCUCCUCAUCUCUGACUCUGUCAAUUUGGCAAGAAUAUACUUGAGAGGAAAUAGUCUAACACUAAUUCCAGAUAAUUUUUUCGAUGGAUUAUAUGACUUGGCUUACGUGUACCUAGACCUGAACCCGUGGACAUGCAAUUGUAAUUUAAAGUACUUCAAAGAGUGGGUGGAGUUUAAUGAAGAUAACAUCUACACCAUCACUAAUGGAGCCCCAGACAAAGACGCUAGUAGUGUUGUCUGCUCUAAUAAAGUUCCACUUGUGAACUUCUUUGAGAAAUGCCCAGAUAAAGAUGAUGAAGACCCAGACAUGCCAGAACCUAUGAGUACCAACAUGAUGGGGACAACAAGACAAGUGACAACAACAGCAGCAACCACAAGCCGAGCAACAACACCGGUGAUGACCACAAGACAAACGACAACAACACCGGUGAUGACCACAAGCCAAACUACAACAACACCGGUGAUGACCACAAGCCAAACGACAACAACACCUGUGAUGACCACAAGCCAAACGACAACAACACCAGUGAUGACAACAAAAACUGAAACAACUUCAGCUACAACUGCACCUGUGACAACCAAAGAGUUAACAAGUACAAACCAAGCAACCCCAUCAAUAUCCACAGAGGUUUCCUCUCCAUCUACUACAAUUCAUACAACAAAGUUUAUAACAUCCAUUUCUACUGCACUCACACCUACAUGUAGCCCAGAAACUGUGAUGGUUGUGAAUACAACCGAGAAUCAGGAAACUAAACCAGGCACCACUACAACCGCACAGACGAUGGACAUACCACUGUACACAAUUAGUAACUUGCCUGAUCUGCUCUCAAGUAUGAGCAAAAGGAGAUCAUGGCUGGAGGACAUCAUUGACAGAUACUGUUGCUUCCUUCACCUUAUACUCUAUUCUGGAAUCCUUCUUCUCCUCCUGCUACAGAUUAUAGUAUGCCUGAUUUUACUCAUGUGGUCAUGUACCUACUACCAUCACUAUUUCCAAAUCCUUAGAGAACAGGUGCCCAAUGUUAGGCUGACAAGGUACAGUCUGAGGGAACCACUAGCUGACGACAAGAUUUUCCUUGUUCAUGGUGUAAACUCAACCUUCAGACAUCGAGCAGACCAAGAACCAAUACCAAUGUUGCUAUUAGAGGCCGGGACUAGGGAUUAUUCUAAAAGCUACACCUCUGCGAUCCUAACAUGACUCAUUGGAUCUAAAUACCAAUUAGAAAGGCAUUAACAGGAUGUCUCCCUAACCAGGAUUUUUCAUAAUAGUAUACUUACAUAUCCCCUAUAUUCAACCAAUAGUUUGGCAAUCAUUGUUAUAAACUUUACCCAACUGCUAAAUUUGUAAUAUACUCUAAACUGAGC